Molecule: messenger RNA, 5091 nt
Organism: Rodentolepis nana
Lineage: Eukaryota; Metazoa; Platyhelminthes; Cestoda; Cyclophyllidea; Hymenolepididae
Source: the annotation of a GenBank genome assembly
AUGAGUAUGGCUUAUUUGUGUCUCUUUAACAUUUCAGAAGAAGACGAAGUUGUUGUCAGUGUUACUGGUGAUGUGGAGGACAAUGCUUUCACUGGAAUCAAGGGAGGUGAUGGAAAUCUUAUUUGCGCUGCAAGAAAUCGCACAAGCGCACAAGAAUUAACACCUGAGGAGGUCACAUAUGGUUGGGAGUUUGAAAUCAACGGUCAGUGGCAUGUGCUGGAAAGAGUAUCAGGUGAUGUGGCCUCAAAAAUUGCCCAAUCUACGGAUCCAAACAACCCACAGGCUGUCUUGCUUCAAUUGAAGGGGCUGAGCGGUGUUACUAAAUGGACAAGAGCACGCUGCAGUGUUGUAACGAAAGAUAAGCCAUCUGAAAAGACCUUCUACUCCACUCCAUUCACCUCGGGUAAAGCGUUCGAUCCAAGUACUACUGAUGGACAAUUUGUAGUCGACCCUGACGUAUCCGUUCGUGUGCAUGGUUACGAUGAAGACUACACCGUCAUAUCUAAGGAGGGCGAUGACAGAACACUGAAGUGCUCAGCUAUUGAUAUGAAUACUGGCUUACCGAUCGAUAAUGUUGAAUUCACCUGGGAUCUGCGCACUGUGGAUGACCAGCCUCUUAUCAGCAACAAACUGGCCCAACAAGUGCGUGUAGUGGAUGGAGAGUUGCAUCUCAGUGGUUUAAAGACUUCCAGCAAAACAGCACGAGCUCGCUGUCUGGCCAUCAUACCGGAAACAGAUAAAGUACCUGAGAGCGAACCCAAAAAGAAGCGUCCUUUCCACUCCUCUCCAGUUGUUAGAUUCCAAGUUUCUCCUCUAACGGAAGAGGUGCCUACUGAACCAAAGAUUGAUAUAUCAAACCUGAAAAUUGAAGUAAUUGGAAUUUCACCAUCUGGAUCUCUAACUGGCAUUGAAGACGAAAACAAGACACUAGAUUGCAUCGUAACAAACAAAUAUACCGGUGUUCCGAUUGCUGAGGACAUUUCUUUUGGUUGGGUUCUGGCUACCGGACCCGAUAAUCAGCCAUUUGAAUUAAAUCGACUUGCUGAAAACGUUAAAUUCGAAGAAUCUAAGUUAAUACUCUCUGGUCUUCGAAGUACUGGUCAAUACACUGGCGGACUUCGUGGUCAAUGUAUUAUAUAUCCUCUAGGUGGAAAUACAGCAGUUGUUCCCAUGGUGAAAUCUGACGUCUUUGCUAUCCACAUCUAUCCAAAACCUUCUGUAGACUCCAAGGAGCCCAAAGAACCGGAGGAUAGCAAAGAUAAGGGACUUCCGGAUCAAUGGAUUCCUGGUUCAGAACCCAAAGACGCGGUUGUGGUGAUCAUCCACGAGCUGAAUCGAGAUGGUGAAUUUGAGGGUAAUGUAGGUUCUGAAGCAACCCUGACUUGUGUGGCACAUGACACUAAAACGCAAGAACAACUGAAAGUUGGCUCUCCGGGAGAUAGAAUAUCACCUACAUUUGGCUGGGAAGUGCGCGAUGCUAACACAGGAGAAGAGUUGGGCUUCAAUCAGUUGGCCUCGGGUCAAGUGUCAAUGACUCAGACAUCACCAAGCGUUGAUGCUCCGGACGCCAGUGCAGGAAGUAGACUACGUCUAGAAGGUCUCAAAUCAACUGUCGGAAAGUCACUUCAAGGUCGCUGUACAGUCAGUCUUAAUGGCCAACGCUAUCGAUCCGCCUACUUCCCUAUCUCGAUUGGUGGCAAACGUGUUCCUGGAAGCGUUGUGACUGUGGAUGAUAUCCCUGGCUACUAUGGCAAGCCAUUUUGCCUCAAAUGCUUUUAUGCCUUGUUUAAAUUAAUCGGCUUUUAUUCUAAUUUUGGGUGUAUUUCAGAGGGUGAUAAUGCUGUUGCCGUAGUUGUAUCAGGUCUAAAUUCGGACGGAGAAAAGGUUGUAUAUAGCGGAGAAGAUGCUGUUUUAUCAUGCACAGCUAUGAACUUCAAGUCUAAGAUUCCGCUGCCUGAUAAAUCAGUGUUCUACGGGUGGAAAUUUGUGAAUGCUGAAGGCCACGAGUUACCGCCUGAACGACUAGAGUCUAUUAAGGCAGAGGGUAAUACGCUGACCUUGACAAAGGUGACCUACACAACCGGUGAAGGUGGUAAUCCUGAGCCAAUCUAUGGUUGGUGUGUGGUCGGUGUGAAACACCAAACUGGUCUUCCCGGUCUCCGGCAUUAUCGAUCUGAUACCUUUACCGUUCAUCCUAAUGGCGAGGGAGCUGGAGAGCCUGUGAUACCUGAUAAACCUGAUAUCAGAGUCAGUGUGUCAAAUGUUGGAGGAGAUGAAGAUUUCCUUAUUCGUGCUGGAGAAGAUAUCGAAAUGCAGGCUACUGUUACUGAUUCAAAGACAGGCGAAAAGGUACCUAAUGAUAGGGUAAGAAUAGGCUGGGAAUGGACUGACGUUGGCGGUGCACGACCCAUCAAUUUGGGAGAAUUUGCUGCAGGAGGUGAAGAGUUGACACCAGAGGGUGGCUACAAUGCCUAUGAAGUGAAUCUUCCACAACCCGUGAGAGGACGUGCAGUUGUGACUUAUAGUUUACCCGAGGAGGGCAAGGAAUGGCGUUACACUUCACCCUAUUUCUUCCUCUCUCCUGAUCGUGAAGGCGAUGAAGCACCUAGGGAAAUCCUCUUUGAUGAAGCUAAUGACAAGAACGUAAUUCUCAAAAUCACUGGCUUGAAUGACAAGAAUCAAUUCGUUGUUCCCAAGGAUUCUGAAGGUUCAAUCACAGUUGAAGCCCAAGAUGCUACCUCUGGUACUGCACUAACAAAGGAGACUGAUCCUGCAAUAAUUGGAUACGGUUGGGACGUCACAGACGUCAAUGGUCUUCCCACACAUAGCGGUAAUCUAGCCGAUCAAAUAAAGAUGGAUCCAAAUACAGGCAUAUUGUCUAUCUCAAAUCUCAAAACAGACGGCCAAAAGGUACUACUGAGAAUGACUGCUCUUGUUGAAACGAACAAAACAGUGGGAGAGAAGAUAGUGACAGAGCGCAAGCGUUACAAGUCCGAUUCCAUUCCACUGAUUUCGGAAGGUGACACUUGGCCAGAGGAGUCAGGAAUGGACAUAAGCGGGAAGGACGUGACUGUCAGCAUUGAAGGUUUGAAAGAAGGCAAUCUCGUUGUGAAUCCGGGUGAGAAUGCAGAACUGAAAGCUGUUGUUAAAGUGACUCUAACUUCAGAAGUUAGGGAAGUUUAUAAGUCCGACCAAGUUAGACUUAGAAAUCGCUUGGCGAAACUAAAGAUCUUUUUAAGGUCUGAUGAAGUAGAACGGUUUUCACCUGUUGAGAAGCCAAAAGUUGAUUUGGAAAAUGUACAUACAACACGAGUGUCAAAUUGCAAGGGGAAGGAAGAAGCUAGGAGAGACUCCUCAGGAGCUGAUGUGGAGGCUAAUGGCUACUCCUGGUCAUUCAUUGAUCGCAACGGCUUCCCAGUUCCCCCAACUUUAAUCUCUAAGGGCAUGGAGGAAACCAAAGAGGGUGGUCUCAAACUCAAUGUCAUUCAGCCGUCUGCAAUUACUGAUGAGGUGCGCGGUCGUUGUCGUGUUGCUAUUGAACGCGAAGGAGCCAAGGGUCCCCAGUAUUACGAGUCUCCGUGGUUCCAAUUUAAAUCACCUGUCGAAGAUAAGAAUGGAACAUCUGAUGUGUCCCCUGGUGAACAAGAUUACGGGUUUACUUUAAAGAUCAAAUCUGAGUCGAGUGUUCUCUAUCCAAGGAAGGAGGGAGACAUUGUCAUGGCCCGUCCACAUCUUCCACUUGAAUUGAACUGUGUGGCCGAGUAUGAGGAAGGCGUGAGUCCACGACUGUCAGACACUGGAGCACUAAUUCCACAACUAGCCUGGUACUACCGACGUCCUGAGUUACUUGGUGAUGUGCCAAUUCCAGCUGAACUCUUCCGAGUGAAUCCAGGCAAGCUGCAGACCCUAGUGAUUAGUGAAGUGGAUGAUCACACCAUUCGAAUCUCAUCUGAUCACUACGAUUUCCGUGACGAUGUCGCUGAAUUCCAAUGCCACGCUAUGGAUGGUGAUAAGCUACUGACGACACAGACCGUUUUCAUUAACCGCGUGAAAGAGCUUAUCCGAGUACAAGUUUUUGACGAGAAAUCCCGCACAGCAGUUUAUGCUUUGGAGAACACAAAAUCAACUCUCUCCUGUUAUGUUGAAGAUGAAAUCUCCGGAGGUAGAGUAGAACCACUGAGUUACAAAUGGGAGAUAAGGGAUCCGAAAUUGGGUUGGGAUGAAGGCAUCCAGUCAGGAGGAAUCGCCACUCAAGUCACUGGCGUAAACAGUAAGGACCUUGUUCUAGAAGGCCUCGUAGUCGCAAAGAACGACCCAGUUUCAUCAUCUUAUCAAGUUCGUUGUGUGGCUCAGUACAAUGAAACAUACUUUGUGGUGUCGCGAGGCUAUGCCGUCAAUGUUCACAGAACUCCAGAAUUGAAGGCCAUUCGACUGAUUCGUGAGAAACCAGAGCAACAGGAGCUGACUGGUGAACCUGCCAAGGAUAUCUAUGAUGCUGGCACCGAUUACCUCUUAACUUGCAAACCAGAAUUCUUUGCGGGCGAAACACACGCUGUCUGGGAGAAGUAUAAUGAGGAAUUUGAAGAGUGGGAAGUUAUCUCACCGCCAAUGGAUCAACUCUUCUUCGAGAGUGAUUCAACUGAAUAUGAAGACGAGGGCCAAUAUCGCUGUCGUGUCAGUCACAAUCUACAAGAUUACGAUUACCAUGUGAUUAAGACACUUGUGUUAGACCUGAGUCGCAUUGCUGGUCCUGCUCCAUCUACAAAGAGUCAACAGACUGUCACAGCCAACCAGCAGUUGAUGCUGCAAUGUGCUGACCAUUCGGCGUCACCACAGGUUGAAGUGGAGUGGUCAUUCAAACCUAGUGGAGAAGCCCCACCCGAAGGCAAAGAACCAAUCGCGCUUGGUAGUUACUUCCAAUAUGGAAGAAAUAGCAUUUUCAUGAUUCCUCCUGGCCAGCUGUUGGAGUCCCAUUCUGGUGUCUACACUUGCACAAGAACGAACGAACAUGGACAGGCCACAACAGAAAUCACCGUUACUGUUAAACCCGUUGUCUAUGAAACAGGCUAUCGCAAGAAAAUUAAAGUUUAG